AUCUGUAUAUCCUACUAGACAAUAAUGCACGAACUGAUCGCAUAUUCGAUUUUUAACCUUGUUCUUGAUGUAACUCAAAGUAGAAAGACUCUUUUAACUAUUGUCCUGUAACCAUGAAAUCAAUUCAAAUUAAGGAUAACCCGUAAUUAGUUAAUUCUUAGAUUUUGAAAAUAAUUGGGGAUAAGAAAUAAUGUUUUUACUAUUUUAUAGUGUUUAAAAUAGAACAAGAAACGAGUUGAAACCUAGAGAAUAUGUUUAACAAUAGUAGUGUUCUAAGUUUGAAUAAUACAAAGUACCAAUUAUAUUUUUUUAAUCAUACACAAAUUACUACCGAGAUUAGGAUAAUCAUUUUUUUUAAAUUUAAGGGUGUCCCGGAUUACCGAUUAUAAUUUUUUUAUCCAUACGAAACUAUUAUUUGAAGUUGGAUAAUCGUUAUCCCAAAUUUUAGGGGUGUCCCUAAUGAUCCAUGUAUCCGCCACUGGCUAAUGGUAAUAAUAGGUCGUGUGAUGAUACCUGACUAGUGAACUGAGAAGCUCACACUGCAAUCAUUAGGUAAUUCACAGUUUAGAUCAGAAUCACCUCCCCGAAAAUGGUGGCGAAAAAGAUAGGGAUGAUGGUUUGGGUUAGAUUAUCUAAAAUGAUAGGCAAACAUCAGGUUCUUUUGAAUUUCUGCUAAUUUAUAAAAUCUAGGUACUUGGUUAAAGUUUGGGGCUCAAGAGAAACACUGAUUGCUUGCUAGAAAUCAGUUGCAUUGUUGAAUCAUGUGAUAGGAACAGAAGUAUAUCAAUAUCCCACCGGUUGUCUUCUUCCUCACUGUUGCAUGUAUCCCUGUCAACCUUGACAUGCUGCAUCAAGCCCUUUAUUUAGUUUAGGUUGUGCUUUAGACUGUUAAAACCUGAGCUUGCACACUUGUUCAAUCUGUUGUGCUGUUCAAAGCUUACACUGUUCUCUCUUUGGGAUUCAGGCAGUACUACUGGUAAGUGGGUUAAGGUGUCCCAGCCAGUCAAGCUUCAAAAAGGAUACAAUGAUGUAGUGCUGUUAUCUCAGACUAUGGGUUUGCAGGUAAAAGUCCAGUAUGCAUGGCAGUAUGAAGGUCUUCAAGUUGUGCCUUACAUCUGCAUUUCUUAGUAACUACCUCAGUGCUUCAUUUUGAAGGAGAUCUAAAAUGAAGUGUACCGAUCUGAGUUGUUUAUUUGAUUGAAUGAAACAGAAUUAUGGUGCCUUCUUAGAGAGAGAUGGAGCAGGAUUUAGAGGAAAAACUAAGAUUACUGGAUUUAAAGAUGGAGAUAUAGACCUCUCAAGCUUGUUCUGGACUCACCAGGUUUAUUAACUAUUUUGCUCUAGAUUUGUCCAGCUGCUUCAUCUUUUUCAUCGUCAGUACAAAAUCAUGCAUCCUGCUAGAUGUUCCUGCAACCUCUCUCUCUCUCUCAAUUGUUAUGUUUUCCCUCACCUCAAUGAAAAGCAAACAUAUGGAUGGACAAACAAUGAGGUUCUUACAUAUAUUUUUUAGGUUGGGCUCAAGGGGGAGUUCUCAAAAUUAUACUCAAAAGAGGGCAAUGAGGAAUCAGAAUGGAGCAAUUUGACGCCUGAUGCAAUCCCAUCCACUUUCACCUGGUACAAGGUAAACCUCAUACUUCCUUCCUUUUCCAGAGCUAAAGAAAAAGCUUUUUAUGAAGGACAGCAAAAGUUUCCCUUUCCCUCCCAGUGUUUGGAGAAAAACUUAGAUGGGACGGGUGCAGCAACAAGGAUGGGUGACGUGGUGCACCCGACCAAUCCCGUCUCGACACGUGUCAAUAAUAGGCAUUAAAAAUUAGAACUUAAGAAUCCCCUUUUAUUUCUGUGUUUCCGUUUUUCUGUUCCCUUCCUAAUGUCAUUGAUCCACGGGAAAUUUCCAGUACCCAAACCGAUAAACAUCACCAUUGUAGAACCAUUGUACACCGACGAGAUUGAAAUGUCUAUUGAUCGUCACAAUAUCGGUUGAAGUUUCCGUCUUCCGGUACACAGCUACCAGGUCAGGGUUCGGGUUCGUUUUCAUCUUAAACAGUAUUGGCUCAUCGGAUUGAAAAUCGACGACGGCGAGUUGAAGCGCCAGGCUCUGGUCAAUCUGAGCUCGGAAGAGGUACGAAGAUAUUGCUCCUCUGAUUCACUCCCGACAUGACGCGACGGCAACGGAAAGCCCAGAGACCUAACUAAACGAUUCCCUGCCGUCCGUUCCCGAUUUCUCCGUAGAAACCAUGGUAAAUUGUUUCUGCCAUAGUUAGAAAUCCCUAUCGUCCGAAUUGAUCAUCCCGAUCUCACCGUAGAAAGAAACUCGCCGGCGAGAGGAGGAAAGCCUAGUCCCCCGCAACGGCCACACCGCAACACAGAGAAAGGGGGUUUUUUCGUUGAAUUAGAAAGGGGACUUCUUAAGUUCUAAUUUUUAAUGUCUAUUAUUGACACGUGUCGGGACGGGAUUGGUCGGGUGCACCACGUCACCAAUCCUUGUUGGUGCACCCGUCCCAUCGAAGUUUUUCUCCAGUGUUUGUGAUAGAAACCAACUUCCGUUUGGUUUCUAUAAUUAUUAUUAUAUUAGAGUACUUAGUCUUUUAAUCGUAUUAGGUUAUUUGUUAGGGUUUUAUGGUUCUUUCCUAUAUGUACGUUGUUAUUCGUCUAUUCGGGGAAUAAGAAGAAUAUUAAGAAACAAUCUCCUAAACCCUAUUCUCCCAAUCCUCUCAAUUCUCGAUCUCAAUCCCUUUAAAGGCCUAGGUCGAUUCUCUAUCUUUCUCUUCUCAAAAUCCCUAAUUCUGUUCUUAAUCCCUAAAUCCCCAAUUCUCGAUAGAACCCUAAUCCCAGGUUCUAUCAAUUGGUAUCAGAGCCACCAUGAGCUCGAUACGGCUCUCUGAUUUGGACUGGACCUGUGUGCAACAACAGAUUGACGCCAUCCGGACUUCCCAAGCUCAGACGGCGCGUGAACAGGGCCGCGAACUGGUGACUGCCAAGACGAUGGAGUGGCGCGCGGCGCUGCAGGUGGUGGCGGAUGGCCAGCCGAGGCAGCCCACGCGGACACGCGACCAGGGCGUCGCGGCGGGCGAGUUGGAGGACUUGACCGAGCAGGAGGCGGCACCGGUCAGCCUCGGCGAUCUCAUGACUCUGAUUGCGGAGGAGCGCCAGGCGCGAUUGGAGGAGACUCGGCAGAUGGAGCGCAGGCUCGAUGACUUUCAGGCCAUGCUGGUGGCGAUGCACGGUGACCGCGGGGCGCGAACGGCGAGGAGGCGGCGGCGCUGGCGACGCAAGGCGCGGCGGCCAGAGCCGGCCCGAGCGCGGCGAUGGUGGGAGCUGGCGAUCGCGCGUCACCGGAGGUGGAGAGGAAAGGGUGGACGACGAGCGAGCAGAGGAAGGAGGGCGACAACGUCGCUUUCCUCCACACAAAACCUAGGGCUGCUCCCUGGUAUCACCCUGCUCUACUAGGUGGAUUUCGGUUGGGCGUAGGCCGAGUGACCCAGGAGGCGACUAAGAGUGGUUUAUGGAGGCUCGUUGAGGAUGGUGAGCGAACUGAAGCUGGCAGUGGAGUAGUCCUAGCAUGUAUAAAGGUUUGGGCCGAAGUGAGGAGGAAAUUAGGCCAAAGUUGGGAAGAGUCAAUUAAUGAGAUGAGACUUGUGGAAGAUGGGCCAGGAGUAGUGGGCAACUUGGUGGAAUUUGCUUUGGGCCAGGGGAGUCAGCAUAGUAGGACAAGUGACAAGCAAGUUUUGGAGUCAAAUGGGCCAAUUCUUGGGCCACGUAUUAGCUGUCUUUUAUGGACUCUUUGGUACGACGUGGGUUUGAAGGAAAAAGAAGGUGAAUUCGUGGGCUUGGGUGAUGGGUUCGAAGAAGAAUCACUCUCUGAUUCUUACUUUGUGGAGUUUGAAAAGGAGGGUGAAGAGUCAUUUGACCACGGUUGCGACACAAACUACGAGGAUAGAGAAGAAGCCAUUGGAGUCGGAGUUGCUAGGGUGAGAUUUGUUCGAGUGGUGGAGCACAAUUGGAGGAAAAAGAUGCAAGAAAUGGAUUGGCCAAGGCUCGGUUUGCAUGGACGACAUAGAGAAUCGGGUCGAGUCGGUCAACCUUGAGGGCAAGGUUGGUUCCAAGGGGGAAGGGAUGAUAGAAACCAACUUCCGUUCGGUUUUUAUAAUUAUUAUUAUAUUAGAGUACUUAGUCUUUUAGUCGUAUUAGGUUAUUUGUUAGGGUUUUAUGGUUCUUUGCUAUAUAUGUACGUUGUUAUUCGUCUAUUCGGGGAAUAAGAAGAAUAUUAAGAA
Linum trigynum is the source of this 4271-nucleotide messenger RNA. The record is from the annotation of a GenBank genome assembly. Lineage: Eukaryota; Viridiplantae; Streptophyta; Magnoliopsida; Malpighiales; Linaceae.